AUGUGGAAAUUAAUUUUACAUCAUCAAAAUUUUACACAUAGAACACUUCUUUCAAAUCACGUUUCGAAUAAACCAGUUUUUUGGAAACAGUAUCUAAUCAAUAAACAAAUACCCAUCAAAUUACAACAUACUGUACCGAAAGAUCCAAAUAAAGUAAAUAGUAUUUUUAAAUUAUCUGCCCUAUGUAAGAUAAGUUUGGGCGUAACUGGGAGUAUUAUACAUGCGACUGGUAUUAAAUUUGCAUACUGUAAACCAAAAGCCACACGAAUAAUUGAUUAUAAACCAGAUAAUAACAAAGUAUCGAAAUUUGAUUGGAAUAAGUUAUGGAGCUAUUUAAAACCGGAGCUAUUAUGGUUUAUAGCUGCAGUUGCUAGUGCUCUAGUAGUUGCAAUUGUAAAUAUUCAAAUUCCACAAGUGAUGGCUGAAGUAAUAAAUGUUAUCGUUAAAAGUACUGGUGAUAAAACUGAAUCUAGCUCAUUUUUAAAUAAUAUUAAACCAGCUGCAAUUAAUCUUGUAUUCAUGUACCUGGCCCAGUCUGCUUUUACUUUUGUAUACAUUGUUUUACUGUCGAAAAUUGGAGAAUCGAUGGCAUUUAGAAUGAAAUCUGAUUUAUUUAAAUCAAUUUUGAAACAAGAUAUUGCAUUUUUUGAUACACAUCGAACUGGAGAAGUUGUUAACAGAUUAACCGUCGAUGUACAAGAAUUUAAGAGCUCGUUUAAACAAACAAUUUCAAAUGGUUUACGAGCAAUGACUCAAAUUAUCGGUAGUGGCGUUGCUUUAUUCACAAUUUCUCCCUAUAUGACGUCAUUAACAUUAUUUACAAUACCUACGAUAAUUUUACUUGGAAGUGGAUUUGGAGCUUUAUUACGAAAAAAAUCACGAGAAGCUCAAGCUCAGUCAGAGAAAACAACUUCCAUUGCUGAAGAAGCUAUUUCGAAUAUUCGAACAGUACGUGGUUUUGCAAUGGAAGAUCUAGAAGUACAAAUGUUUGAUUCGGAAUUGAGCUUAGUUCAACAUUUGAAUAUAAAUCUGGGUGUUGGAAUUGGUUUAUUUCAAGCGGGUACAAAUUUAUUUUUAAAUGGAAUGAUUUUGAGUACAAUCUCAGUGGGUGGUUAUUUAUUAUCAACAAAUCAAUUGAGUGCUGGCCAAUUAAUGGCAUUUUUAAUGGCUACACAAACUAUUCAACGAUCGUUAACUCAAAUCUCAUUAUUGUUUGGAUCAGUGAUUCGAGGACUUGCGGCAGGAUCACGAGUUUUUGAAUACAUUAAUUUGCAACCUACGAUGGCUUUAAAAGGUGGUUUGAUUUUAUCCGAUAAUGUGAAAGGAUUUAUCGAAUUUAAAAAUGUUACGUUUACAUAUCCUGCUAGACCUGAUAAUAUUGUUUUAGAUUCGUUUAAUUUAACGGUGGAACCAGGUAAAACUGUUGCGUUAGUUGGUGCGUCUGGAAAUGGAAAAUCAACAGUUGUAGCUUUAUUAGAACGAUUCUAUGAUGCUGAUCGUGGAUCUAUAUCGAUUGAUGGGUAUAAUAUUCGUUCAUUAGAUCCAACAUGGCUUCGACAAAAAGUUAUUGGUAUUGUAAAUCAAGAACCAAUUCUAUUCGGCUGUACAAUACGUGAGAAUAUUCGAUAUGGUAAAAUGGAUGCGUCUGAUGAAGAAAUUGAAGCAGCAGCAAAAUUAGCAAAUGCGCAUGAUUUUAUAGAAGGUUUUUCUAACGGGUAUGAUACAAUGGUAGGUGAAAGAGGUUCCACAUUGUCGGGUGGUCAAAAACAACGAAUUGCAAUUGCACGUGCUUUAUUGAAAAAUCCAUCGAUUUUGAUCCUUGAUGAAGCCACUAGUGCAUUGGAUAGUGAAAGUGAGAAACUUGUACAAAAGGCAUUAGAAAAUGCAAGUAUAGGUCGUACAUGUUUUGUUAUCGCUCAUCGAUUAUCGACUAUACAAAAUGCUGAUGUUAUUAUUGUUCUGCAAAAGGGACAAGUGGUUGAGAUGGGAACGCAUAAUGAACUACUCGGAAAACGUGGUAUUUACUGGUCAUUAGUUUUACAGCAACAAUUAUCACAAGAAAAACAUAUACAUCAUGGCGAAUAGAUCCGUUCAAAUUGUAAAUUAUUUUAAUAGAGCAUAAAAAUUAGCAACGUGAUGAUAUAUACGAUUUUAAUUUGAAAAAUCCCCUUGCAUUUCCUUUUUUUAGAGGUUUUUUCAAAGAAGCCAGCAGAAAUAAAAGAAAUAGAGAGAGUCGCGGUGGCUAACUUAUAGGAUGGAUACAUGAAUUCUUUCUAUUUGAGGUCAUAUAAUUUUCUUCUAUUAAAUUCGCGACAUCACGCUGCUAUUUCAACAUAUUGAUGAUUGACAUCGGCGAUAUUGAAUCUCGCUAUAACUAAUCUUACCAAUCGUUUUGUUUUUUUUUUUUACUUAAUUAAAUUGUCUAGUAGAAUUUUUAUCUAAAAUCGCAAAUAUAAAAGUUAUUAGUAAAAGUUUCGCCACAAAAAGUUUCUGCCAUCAAUAUGUGAAAACUUAUGCAUUAAAAGACAAUUUUAGAAAAAUUUUUAAUAAUCAUUGAUU
Molecule: messenger RNA, 2559 nt
Organism: Chrysoperla carnea
Lineage: Eukaryota; Metazoa; Arthropoda; Insecta; Neuroptera; Chrysopidae
Product: mitochondrial potassium channel ATP-binding subunit-like
Exons: 11
Coding region: 1-2085 (694 amino acids)
Biological process (GO): transmembrane transport
Cellular component (GO): membrane
Molecular function (GO): ATP binding; ATP hydrolysis activity; ABC-type oligopeptide transporter activity
Source: RefSeq, a predicted model, not a curated record